AUGUGCAGCGACGCGCCCGCUUCACGUCCAGACAUCGUCACCGAGUCAACCCCAUUGCUCGAUGAGGCCGAACGCCUCGAGCCCUACAAGCCGCAGGAGACCCUGGUGGUUCGUGCCGGCAAGGAAGCCUGGUACGCCCUGAGAGCCACCCUCCUGUGCAGCGGCACCAAUGUCCUCCUCGUCUGCGUGCCGCUCGGCCUCAUGGCCGGUCGCUGGGGGUGGCCCGCAGCCGCCGUCUUCGUCCUCAACUUUCUGGCCAUGCUCCCGCUCGCGUCCAUCCUCACCUUUGCGACCGAGCAGCUCGCGGGCGUUGUUGGGUCUGUUGCCGGGGGCUUGAUCAACGCCACGUUCGGGAAUGCUGUCGAGAUGAUUGUUGGCGUCAGUGCUCUGAGGGAAGGGAAAAUCUCCAUUGUCCAGUCGAGCAUGAUUGGGAGCAUUCUGUCGUCCAUCAUACUAAUCCUUGGCACCUCUUUCCUCCUGGCCGGCCUGGGGAAACGCACAGUCGACAUCAACGCGGAUGUGAGCGGCAUUCUAACCUCGCUUAUGAUCAUCUCGUGCGCCUCCCUCAUCAUGCCCUCCGCUCUGGACAUCGCCGACCCAGAGUCCCGCAACAUCAAGAACAACCCCAGCAGCUACGUCCUGAUCUUGUCCCGUAUUAUGUCCAUCGUCCUCCUCGUCUUCUACCUGCUAUACCUAUAUUUCCAGUCGGUGUCUCAUGCGGAGCUCUUCGCCGAGGAAGAAAACGAGCCGCAGGACAAGCUACACGCCCUGUCGAGUUGCGUUUUUCUAAUCCUCUCCACCCUUGGGGUAGGCUCCUGCUCGGACUGCCUGGUCGACAGCAUCGACGGCUUUGUCGAGACGCUGGGCGUCAGCCGUAGCUUCAUCGCCCUAAUCAUCGUGCCCAUUGUUGGCAACCUCGGGUGCUUUGUCGGCACGAUCCAGUGGUCCAGGACCAACCGGGUCAGCCUGGCCGUUUCGGUCAUCGUGGGGAGUACGCUGCAGAUAUCGCUUUUCGUUGUCCCGUUCCUUGUGAUUGUGGGCUGGAUCAUCGACAAGAACAUGUCCCUGCGGUUUGAUACCUUUGAAACAAUCAUCCUCACUCUAUCGACCCUCAUCGUCAGCUGCUUGUUGCGGGGCAAGAAGACGAACUAUUUUGAAGGCCUACUUCUCAUCGCUACAUAUGUUAUAAUAGCCAUCGCCUUCUUCGUACACCCUGGCGCGACAGUGUCCGCAAACGUACUCGACAAUAUCGCUGGUGGAAGGGAUAUGGCCUGGACGGCCGCAACAGCAGGUGGAUGA
Molecule: messenger RNA, 1299 nt
Organism: Hirsutella rhossiliensis
Lineage: Eukaryota; Fungi; Ascomycota; Sordariomycetes; Hypocreales; Ophiocordycipitaceae
Product: sodium/calcium exchanger protein
Exons: 4
Coding region: 1-1299 (432 amino acids)
Biological process (GO): intracellular calcium ion homeostasis; calcium ion transmembrane transport
Cellular component (GO): fungal-type vacuole membrane
Molecular function (GO): calcium:proton antiporter activity
Source: RefSeq, a predicted model, not a curated record